This is a messenger RNA of Laccaria bicolor S238N-H82, 246 nucleotides long. RefSeq lists its product as uncharacterized. The record is from RefSeq and is a predicted model, not a curated record. NCBI's taxonomy places the organism in Eukaryota, Fungi, Basidiomycota, Agaricomycetes, Agaricales, Hydnangiaceae. The transcript is spliced from 3 exons. The coding region runs from base 1 to 246 and encodes 81 amino acids.
AUGUGGUGUGUUCAAAUAUUGCGGCAUUUUCCCGAUGGCGAUUUUUUUUCCGGGCGUGGUUACAUAUUUCAACUGGGCGGGCACAUUCUCUCAUGCAUCCCGGGUACUGGUGUUACCCAGGUGUGGAAAGUCGCUCCUUCCUUCACGGGGGCGUGGGCAGGCAGAUGUGUGAUUGCACACCUGGAUGAUUGUUGGGGGCCUUUUCGGAGGUCUCUGGCAUCGUCUGACCGGACGUGGCACCGCUGA